Astyanax mexicanus (Mexican tetra) is the source of this 4379-nucleotide messenger RNA. It is a transcript of the gene zfyve28, whose product is annotated as zinc finger, FYVE domain containing 28. Bases 439 to 3378 code for a protein of 979 amino acids. The record is from RefSeq and is a predicted model, not a curated record. Gene Ontology annotation, biological process: negative regulation of epidermal growth factor-activated receptor activity. Gene Ontology annotation, molecular function: metal ion binding. NCBI's taxonomy places the organism in Eukaryota, Metazoa, Chordata, Actinopteri, Characiformes, Acestrorhamphidae. The transcript has 14 exons. Gene Ontology annotation, cellular component: early endosome membrane.
AUCGGUUGAACUGAUUUGAAGAACCGGUUCAACAGCGCGAGUCGGGCUGUGAGUCGAGCAUAGCUGCUAGUGAGCUAAAUACCUGCUCAGCUCAGUCAUGAGAAGGGAAUAUUUUUCAGGGCGAAACGGCGUUAGGACAAGCGGACAUACAGACAGGAGUCAGAGCCGCUGUUUGUGUACAGUGGAAUAACACCACCUGAUUGUUUGCGACCUCAUCGUAGCUACCAUAAUCUAAACGGGGUUAUUUGAAGCUAGUUAGGUAGCCAGUAGCCAGUUAGCUAGCAUAAUUGGCUAGCGGACUGUGUCCGGGUAGGUCUGCUAGCUGCGGUCCGUCCGCGGCCGCUUCAGCUUCAGGUAACGAGGCUCCUCCGCUCGUCGGUUGGCAACCUGGGUGUUGGAGGUGACAGCGGGUCGGCUAAGCUGGCGAGGUAGCAGCUAAUGAUGAAUCGCUUCCGAAAGUGGCUGUAUAAGCCAAAGAGGUCGGACCCCCAGCUACUGGCCCAGUUUUACUAUGCAGAUGAGGAGCUGAACCAGGUCGCCUCGGAGUUGGACAGUCUAGAUGGCAGGAAGGACCCUCAGAGGUGCACGCUGCUGGUCAACCAGUUUCGCUCCUGCCAGGACAAUGUGCUGAAUAUCAUAAACCAGAUCAUGGAUGAGUGUAUACCAGAAGAUCGAGCGAACAGAGACUUCUGUGUGAAAUUUCCAGAGGAGAUCCGCCAUGACAAUCUUGCGGGACAGUUGUGGUUUGGGGCAGAGUGCCUGGCAGCGGGUUCAAUCAUCAUGAACCGGGAGAUCGAGAGCAUGGCAAUGCGCCCACUGGCCAAAGACCUGACGCGCAGUCUGGAAGAAGUGCGCAACAUCACACGUGACCAAGCGCUGCGGGACCUCAACUUCUACACAGAGCGAAUGAGGGAGGCACUACGCCAAUUUGACAGCCUUUUUGCUGAGUUUGAGCUCAGUUAUGUGUCAGCCAUGGUGCCUGUGAAGUCUCCUAAAGAGUACUACAUUCAGCAAGAGGUGAUCGUGCUCUUCUGUGAAACCGUGGAGAGGGCCCUAAAGCUUGGCUAUCUCACUCAAGAUAUGAUUGAUGACUAUGAGCCUGCUCUCAUGUUUACAAUCCCUCGACUCGCCAUUGUAUGUGGACUUGUGGUGUAUCCCGAGGGGCCCCUUAACCUCGAAAACAAACCAGAGGACAUGUCUGAACUCUUCCGCCCUUUUCGCACUUUACUGAAGAAAAUAAGGGACCUGCUGCAGACUCUAACUGAAGAUGAGCUGAUUACUCUGGAGCGGAGUCUGUGCAUCUCCCAGGAUGGUGAAUUCCCUGUAGGGCCAGAGGUCUCGUCCACCCCAGAGCCAGCCACUUCCACCAGCACCACCGAGAGCCAGCCAGAGGAACUACAGAAGAAAGAGGAACAGAAAGAACCUGAGAAAGAGUCAGACCUUGUUCUGUGCAACUCCCUCCGUGAGGAGGAGGACGAUAUGUGGGAGGAUAGUGAGGGACAGCAGGACGUCCCGAGCGAGGGAGAAGAAGAUGCCGAGGCAGACCUGGCGUGCUCUAUGCAGUACGAUGAAGAAGAGAUUGAGCAGCUCAAUAUAAUGGUCCACCGCGUAGGUGACCAGAUGUCCACUCUGCUUUCACCUCCAAGCCAGAGGCAGUCUCCGGCUCGCCAGCCGCGGACAUACCGGCCCAGCAUGGGCGGGUCCAGCUCAUCCUCCAGUACUGAGAAUUCCCCUCACCGAGCUCCUGGCUCUUUCCAGGGGGAAGAGGAGCGUGUUUUUUUCAUGGACGACCUAGAAGCUGUAGGCAGUGGAGGAGACGUUGUGACCAGUAUUGGUGAGAUCCGCCAGCCCACUGGACAGCGGGCCACGCCUACUGUGCACAUUAAGACUACCCCUUCGACUGACUCCACCUGUAAUGGUUUGAUGAAUGCCUGUCAGUCAAAUGAGCUGGUAAAUGAGAGCAGCCAGCAGAAAUUAUUUUCUUCUUCUUCUUCUGAAACAGUAUCAUCAGACCUCCUGCCACUGGUAAACGGCUGGGAGGAGCCACAGGAAGAGGGGGUGGAGACUGCCGAAGUCAUCGCUCAUCGAACAGGCGGAAUGAAGCUGUCCGCCACAGUCAUUUUUAACCCGCGGUCACCCAGCCUGUCCGACCUAGCUAUGGUCUUACCUCGUUCGGCUGAGGGUCCUACAGCCUCACAGGGCGGUGCUCUGGUGGCCACCCACUGCCUGCUGAACUCCUGCGUCUGCUGCACCGCCGGCUGCGUUGAUGGCCAUGAUGACCCUGUCGGAACAGAGUCUGCUGGAGGGGGCGGAGCUCUUGGCUUUGACAAACACAAGCUCACCAUCACCAGCUCUGUUAUCCAGUCAGCCGUGGGAGCUGGCAGUGGAGGGAAGGGAGACGGCCCUCUUCCCCUGCCCCCUCCUCCUGUCCCACAACUAGUGAAGGAUGAGGACGAUGAGCAGGAGAGAGUGGGCCUUUCCCAAUCCCCAUGCUGCGAGAAGUGCCUUGGCAGCAGCUUGAGCCCCACACCGUCCCAGUACAGAGACUCUGGAGACUUGGGGGAGACAGCAGACAAUUGCACCCAUCAGAACCGAGCCUGCAAAGGUGUAUCUAGCACUGCAGCAAAGGAAAAACAGUCCAAAGAAGACAUCAAAAUGAAAUCUAGUUUACAGGAAUCCCCUAUCAGUUCAGGCACCAGCAGUGACUGUGAGAGUGUAUCUGUCACCACAUGCAGUCUUUCCAGUGCAUACACCCCCAGCUCUAUCAGUAGUCUAACCACUAGCUCAGAGAUAUCAGAAGAUCUUGAUCACCAGGAAAUCCAGCUGGCCCUGCAUGCUGCCAAACUGGCUUCUCACAACAAAAUACGUUCACGUUUCCACAGCAGUAGUGAUCUCAUUCAUCGUCUAUUUGUCUGCAUAUCAGGUGUGGCCGAUCAGUUGCAAACAAACUAUGCAAGUGACCUGCGGAGCAUCCUGAAGACACUUUUUGAAGUCAUGGCAACAAAAUCUGAGCAGGGGGACAAUGAGAAGCAGAAAAAAGGGCCCACUCUGGGAAGUGGUGGAUUGGAAGACUGUGCACUCUGCCAGGAGACAAUUUCAUCAUCAGAGCUGGCAGCCAAAGCACGGGAUGGACAGUUUGAAGAUCCUCCUGAGUGGGUUCCAGAUGAGGCUUGUAACUCCUGCAUUGCUUGCAAAGCUCCGUUCACUGUCAUUCGGAGAAAGCACCACUGUAGGAGCUGUGGGAAGAUCUUUUGCUCUCGCUGCUCUUCACACUCUGCCCCAUUGCCCCGAUAUGGUCAGAUGAAACCUGUGAGAGUGUGCACUCACUGCUACAUGUUCCACGUCACGCCUUUCUACAGUGACAGGACUGGUGUCUGACAGUAACCCUCCCCUGCACCACCCUAACACCAUCACCCGUAGACAUAAGCACAUUACCACGGCGAGAGCUGGAUUGGUUUAGGAAGAGCUGCACACAUUUCUAUCCAAUUGCUGGGUUUGUGCUUAUGCACAGACAUGCACAUUUAUUUAAGAAAAAGAAAAGAACACUAUACAUGCGUACAUGUAAAUACAAAAAGCUAAAUCUGAAAACCAUAGGAGAAAGUCCAACAAAGCAACAACAAAUCAACAAGCAACAAAUCAGCCUUGAAUUACUGAUUUAAAACGACAUAACGACACUAAAUUUAUCUUAUUAAGCACAUAUUCGGAGACCCUUCUAUUGCUCUGGAGAUUUUUUACAGGGCUUUUGAAUCUGAACUCUUACUUUGCUGUUGUAAAAGAGCAUGAAAAAUGAACGGUGGAUUUUUAGUAUAUUUUGUAUAUAUAUAUAUAUAUAUAUAUAUAUAUAUAUAUAUAUAUAUAUAUAUAUAUAUAUAUAUAUAUAUAUAUAUAUAUAUAUACUAAUUUUCUCACCUGUGAACAGACAGGAUUUUAAGGUAAUGGUGGUGUGGCCACACAGUACCAGACCUUCCAUAGGGCUCAGAAUUCCUAACUGAAUGUAAACCUUGACAAACAUGUAAGCAACUGUGACAAGUAUGAAGACAAUAAUGUUAUGAACACUAUUUGCACCAUUGAUUAUGCCUGUGUGGUCAUCAUAGCACACUAAAGGUUUGUUUUAUUGUUAUUAUUGUGAUUAUCCAAAUGUUUUUUUUAUUUAACAAAUGAUGCUGCUCUCUGUAAUAUAGAAGUAAGGCUUUGGGAUAUGUGGAAAGGCCAAAAAAGGUUUAUGUAUAUAUGCUGAACUUCAUAAAGUUAUUUUAUGUAUCUGAUCAAACAGAUGAUUCUUUUGUGCCCUUAAUGGCAAUGAAUGUGUAACACUGUAGACUUGGAUGCUUUUCUUUCUGAUAACAUCUACUGAACUGGAAACAAAUUGCCUUUUUACA